AUUUGCACAGGAAAUUGAGUGUGUGUGAAGGUUGAGUUAAUAAAUAAAGCUUUAAGUCUUAAGUUUAAACCUCAGAUGCAGAUGGGUUUCAAGUGCGAACGCUCCUAUAUUCAAACGUCCAAACGAUGACUUCGAGUAAUACAAAAUUACGAGUGUGUUUGCUGCAGUUUGCUUCGCAAGAAAAUGUGGCCAAAUCCAUAAUCCACUUGGAAGAAUUGGUUGAGAAAGCUGUUAAAGAACAUCAACCGCAGAUAAUUGCAUUACCCGAAUGCUUUGCCACUGAAUACAAUACUGACGUUCCGUUCCUCGAAAGUGUAGCAGAAACCAUUGAGGAUGGUCAAAUCUGUCGCACUUUCUCCACAUUAUCCCAAAAAUUUGGCGUUUACAUAGUGGGUGGUUCAAUUGUUGAACGAGAUGGUGACAAAAUGUACAAUACAUCGACUGUUUGGAAUUCAAACGGUGAACUGAUUGCACGUCAUCGAAAGGUUCAUUUGUGUAACUGUCAUUAUGACAAUGGAGUUGAAAUUGUUGAAGUGAAUCGAUUUUCGCCCGGAAACGACAUGACCACUUUUGAAGUAAAUGGAAUUAAGUGCGGAGUUGCGAUUUGUUUCGAUGCCUGGUUUGACGAAUUUAUCAAAAUGUACACGAAAUCUAAUUGUGACGUGCUAUUCAUUCCGGCUGCUUACAACGUGUACUGUGGAACAAAAUCUUUUGAGCUCGUUCAUCGUGCCCGUGCGAAUGAAAAUCAACUUUACGUGGCUGCCGUAUCCCCCGCACGUGAUGAGAAACUCAAUUAUGUGAACUAUGGCCAUUCAUUAAUUGUUGAUCCGACCGGAGACAUCCAAGCGAAAGCAGGAAUUGCUGAAGAAAUUUUAUUCUACGAAAUGGAUCUAAACAGUGUCCGUAAGACUCGCAGGGAAACUCAAUUAUUUGCAUCAAGAAGAGUGGACGUUUACAAUAAACUUGAUUGAUUUAAACUGAAAAAAAAGAUAUCGGAAAUAAAUGUGAUGCUAUGACUGGUGACAUGUCGUUUGAAAACGAAUUUUCAACAAAUAAAAGUCAAGAAGCACAUAUAAAUGAAAAAUCAA
Sitodiplosis mosellana (orange wheat blossom midge) is the source of this 1088-nucleotide messenger RNA. RefSeq names its product omega-amidase NIT2-like. NCBI's taxonomy places the organism in Eukaryota, Metazoa, Arthropoda, Insecta, Diptera, Cecidomyiidae. Gene Ontology annotation, cellular component: mitochondrion. The record is from RefSeq and is a predicted model, not a curated record. Gene Ontology annotation, molecular function: omega-amidase activity. The coding region runs from base 126 to 971 and encodes 281 amino acids. Gene Ontology annotation, biological process: oxaloacetate metabolic process; L-glutamine metabolic process. The transcript is spliced from 5 exons.